Messenger RNA from Alternaria atra, 375 nucleotides. RefSeq lists its product as uncharacterized. Lineage: Eukaryota; Fungi; Ascomycota; Dothideomycetes; Pleosporales; Pleosporaceae. Bases 1 to 375 code for a protein of 124 amino acids. The transcript has 2 exons. The record is from RefSeq and is a predicted model, not a curated record.
AUGUCAGUAACAACAACCGCCAACCCAAUCCACUACAACCUCGAGGCCGUCCUUGCAGACUACGACCUCCACCACACCGAAGAACUCGAUACAAGCCUCAACGCACAUCCAGCCCCACCGACUUCAUCCACUAUACCACAAUCGCAGCAGAAUCCCAGCGACUGGCCAACUGAGCAUCGCCGCGUGCCUGCGUACCGACCUGUUAACUACGAACUCGAUCAAAGCGAGCGAAGAGUUUAUCUAAAUGGCAUUGAACAAGCGUUCGUUGGCGUGAUGUUCACAGGCGUCUUUCUUCAAUCGACAGUAUCCAAAGUGUGGCGGAAUACUCUGGGAAGAGUUUGGAAUGUUGGAUAUAAGGUUGGAGGGGAGUGGUAG